Aspergillus pseudotamarii is the source of this 2097-nucleotide messenger RNA. Its product is annotated as bZIP transcription factor. NCBI's taxonomy places the organism in Eukaryota, Fungi, Ascomycota, Eurotiomycetes, Eurotiales, Aspergillaceae. The coding region runs from base 131 to 1756 and encodes 541 amino acids. Gene Ontology annotation, molecular function: DNA-binding transcription factor activity. The transcript is spliced from 2 exons. Gene Ontology annotation, biological process: regulation of DNA-templated transcription. The record is from RefSeq and is a predicted model, not a curated record.
UUUUACGACAUCGAUGCUGAACCUUUUUGAGCUCUUGCUGAUCCAGGUAUUAUCCUGGAAACUCCCUCUCUAAAUUUCCCGGCCGUCUUGAAUGGCCGUUACGUUUCGAUAACCACUUGAGAAGGAGGUCAUGGCUAAUCGCCUGCCUCCUCUGAAUGAUGUGGCCCCUUCCUCGGCCCUCGACUCUUCUUCCUCGGGAACCCGGGAGACUCCAGUCGCGACCGACCCGGUCAAUUUAGACACAGAUUAUGUGAAACUGGAGGAUUCUCCUACGCCAUCCGCGUCGACGCACGCAGAUGCAGAUGCAGAAACACCGGCGCCAGACAAUGGCGGGCCGGCGGGGCGGAAACGCAAGUUGAAUAGUAGUUCCGCAAGAGGUGUAGCCAAUCUCACUCCCGAGCAGCUGGCGAAGAAACGAGCCAACGACCGACAGGCCCAACGGGCAAUUCGCGAGAGAACCAAAGCUCAUAUCGAUUCGCUGGAACACCGCGUCCGCGAGCUGUCUUCUCAGAAGCCAUUUUUGGAUCUUCAGGCGGCGCUGAAGCAAAAUGAAGCCAUUCAAGCCGAGAACCGCGACAUCAAACAGGGGUUGAAGGCGAUCAUGGAUGUCAUUCGGCCUUUAGUUGGAAAGCACGAAGCGUCUAGUGCUAAUCCUCCCGCCUCUGCAGCUGCUCCCUCGGGCACGCAUUCGGGCCCCCCUUUGUCUACAGCACCACCGUUUUCAAAAACCAGUUACUUUAGCGACACCAAGCCAAACAAUGUCGACCAUUCCUAUUCUGAGGCUUCCGCGAGGAUUGAAACUCCCUCAUCCACACACUCGGCGCCUUUGUUAGGCACCAUCCGGCGCGAAAGCUCCACAAAUGGGCCGUCAGCUUCAUUUCGCAUUGCGUUCGACUAUCAGCGGCAUAAUCUAACGCAUGGAUUAGAUUUUGGGAGCGAUGAAAGGAUGGCCUUUAACUUUCUACUUGAUGCAUCCCAACAAGUUCCGAAAGUGGAGGGCUUCCGCCGCUCGCCGGGGAACUUCCGAACUCCCCCAAUGAACGCUCCUCCAGCCUACCCAUCGCCGAUCCACGGCUCCAUGGCGGAGCAAUCUCUACCCGCCUAUAUGACGCCAAUCCGAAACAUUGCACCAACCUGCACGCUGGAUGCCAUCCUGUUGGACUUUCUCCACCAUCGACAGCGCGAAGCAGCUUCAGGGGUCCCCCAGCAAAAACUAGUGGGGCCCCCUUAUCCCAGUGUCUCCUCCCUGCUCAAUCCAGAAAGAGGCGCUUACUCACAUCCGUUAUCAAAGGUGUUCACUGAUAUCCUGCGCACCUUUCCGGAUAUUUCUUCCCUUCCGGAGCAAGUCGCUGUCUUAUAUGUCAUGUUCCUUCUUAUGCGGUGGCAGAUCUAUCCAACGCCUGAAAAUUAUGAUCGGGUACCGGAAUGGCUGACUCCGCGCCCAUCACAGCUUUUAACACCACACCCCGCCUGGAUUGACUACCUGCCAUGGCCGCGGAUGCGCGAUCGCGUAGUGAUGGCACACCAGGACUACCCUUUUGACAAUUGGUUUAUACCCUUUACGCGUACACUGUCAGUCAACUGGCCAUAUGAGGAAACUGAUUGUCUUUUGUCGACGGGGGAUAACGAUGACCUGAUCAUCAACCCCGUCUUCGAAAGGCAUCUACGUAACCUCAACAAUUGGAGUCUCGGCUCAGCAUUUGCGGAAGCGUAUCCGUCCUUAGCGGAGACAGCCAGAAUUAAGAACCAGCCAUAGCCGUAUCUUCACCACGGGUUGAUCUUCGCUGGGCAGCCACCGUAUAGAUAGAUAAUCGGGUGGAAUUCUGUUAAAUAUAUUUUUGACCAAUUGUGGCCUAAAAAGGCUCAGGCGGGUGAUACAUAUUUGAGAGCAUCUUCUAUACAUUCUCUAGGCAUCUCCUUGUCUCUCGUCCUUCGUUUGGUGUUUUGGGGGGGGGGGGGGUUCGUUUGUUUUCGUCUCUAACCCUUGACUACUUUACCAUGUUGCCAUGUCACUCGGAUACUUGCACUAUAACUGCCUGAAAAGCGGGAUAAGUUGUCCGAGUCAUGCUGGCUAUACAGUGUAUGGAGAGACGGUAA